CCCAUUUUUCUCAAGUUCCAUUUUUGGUCACCAAACUUCAAUUAAACUAUAUAGAAAUGUUCUCCAAGGUUCGUAGAUCAUUUUAGAGGCAUCAAUUCGAAGUUUUAACAACAAAUUCAAGGUUUAUGAUUCUUGGUUCUUCACAUAUGUCAAACACAAAACUCAACCAAACGACCAUUUAUGAACUGUAAUUAAUUAAUUAAUUUCAUACAUAUAUGGAAAGCACAGAUUCCUCGAGCGGGUCGCAGCAGCCGCAGUUGCCGCCCGGGUUCCGCUUCCACCCAACUGACGAGGAACUCGUGGUUCACUACCUCAAGAAGAAGGCGGCUUCCGUCCCCCUCCCCGUCGCCAUCAUCGCCGAGGUUGAUCUUUACAAGUUUGAUCCAUGGGAGUUGCCCGCCAAGGCGACGUUUGGGGAGCAAGAGUGGUACUUCUUCAGUCCGAGGGACCGGAAGUACCCAAACGGUGCAAGGCCGAACCGGGCUGCGACGUCGGGCUACUGGAAGGCCACCGGAACAGACAAGCCGGUACUGACGGCCGGCGGGACACAGAAGGUGGGUGUGAAGAAGGCGCUGGUGUUUUACGGUGGGAAGCCGCCCAAAGGAGUGAAAACCAAUUGGAUAAUGCACGAGUACAGGCUCGCUGACAACAAACCAAACAACAAGCCUCCCGGUUGUGACAUUAACAACAAGAAAGGCUCUCUCAGGCUGGACGAUUGGGUUUUGUGUCGGAUAUACAAGAAAAACAAUACCCAGAGGCCAAUUGAUCAUCAGGAGAGAGAUGAUUUAACCGACAUGUUUGGACCAAUAAUUCCACCCUCGAUGCAAACGACAGUACUCCAAUUUGCCGCCCACCCAAACAAGUUCCAUCACCAAGCGCUACUGAAGGCCUCCAGCUACGGCGCCUUGCUAGAAAACGACCAGAGUAUGUACGACGGGAUGAUCGGAAGCAACGGGUCGCCGAUGGUGGCGGCUGCCGGAGGCGGCGGCGGGAAUCUCCUCCCCACGAAACGUUCCCAGCAACACCUCUCCGCCAUGUACUGGAACGAAGAAGACGCCUCUGUUUGUGACGGCGGGUCGUCGUCCCCACUCAUGACUAAGAAGUUCCUUGCCGAUGGCAGCCACCACCACCACGUGGCCGGCGGCGGCCGGAGUGACGACGACCAGAAUGGGGGCUCCAUCGCCACACUUCUCAGCCAGCUCCCACAAACCCCUUCUUCAAUGCACCAGCAAAACGUCGUGUUGGGCAGCCUCGGCGGCGGUGGAGAUCAGGGUGUCUUCCGGCCCCAGCCUUACCAUGUUUCCGGCAUGAAUUGGUACUAAAAACCGGACCGGACCGGACCAUGAAACCCAAUUCAAGAAAUCAACCGCUCGGAUUGAUCUUCGAUGUGAGACUGUAAGUACGUACGUGCAUAAAUUAAAGGUAGGGAU
Cuscuta campestris is the source of this 1430-nucleotide messenger RNA. The record is from the annotation of a GenBank genome assembly. Lineage: Eukaryota; Viridiplantae; Streptophyta; Magnoliopsida; Solanales; Convolvulaceae.